GAAGCGUGUGGUCCUCUGGUUUGUUGGCAGAGCUGGUGGGUGAUCCUCCAGGGCGACCAUGGCAGAGCCACAGCCUGUGUCCAGCGGCCUCACGGAUGAGGUCGCCCUCGGCUGCUGCUCCAACCCGGACCCCAGCACCAAGGACUUCCUAAUGCAGCAAACCAUGCUAAGAAUUAAGGAUCCUAAGAAGUCCCUGGAUUUCUACACUAGGGUUCUUGGACUGACGCUACUCCAAAAGCUUGAUUUUCCUUCGAUGAAAUUUUCCCUCUAUUUCUUGGCUUACGAGGAUAAGAAUGACAUCCCUAAAGACAAGAGUGAGAGAACAGCUUGGACGUUUUCCAGAAAAGCCACACUUGAGUUGACACACAACUGGGGCACCGAAGACGAUGAGACCCAGAGUUACCACAAUGGCAACUCAGACCCUCGGGGAUUUGGUCACAUUGGGAUUGCCGUUCCUGAUGUCUACAGUGCCUGUAAAAGGUUUGAAGAGCUGGGGGUCAAGUUUGUGAAGAAACCUGAUGAUGGUAAAAUGAAAGGUCUGGCGUUCAUUCAAGAUCCUGACGGCUACUGGAUUGAAAUUCUGAAUCCUAACAAAAUAGCAGAGAUUAUUUAGUUCUUUCUUGGAGUUGGUGGGGACAAGCAGCAGCGCGAGAGAAGCAGCUGAGGCCCCAGAAGCAUCGAGAACUGACGGAUCUGUGCCCCAGCUCCAGCCGCUCUAAAAUCCCUCUCAUUCUCCUGUUUCAGUGGCUUUUUCUUUUUAAAUCUCCCCUCCUCUAUUUAGUCAACCUAAUUGUCAAGUACCAGUUUAUCUUAUGACUUUGACAAAGUUAUGUGACUUUACUUUUUAGAUAAUAAUUAGAACGAUUCCCUCCAGAGACCACGUCUGCUCCCGCCUGUCUCUUCAAUACUACUCAAGUCUGGUUUUGAUCUAUCAUUUAAAAUUUUGUUUUAAAUGUUUCUUUUUCUGUUGGGGGGCUGUUACCUUCUGGGGUUUCAAUUCCUCAGAAAUGACUCUUCAUAAUGGAAAGUAAAGAGCUCUGAA
Molecule: messenger RNA, 1042 nt
Organism: Chionomys nivalis (European snow vole)
Lineage: Eukaryota; Metazoa; Chordata; Mammalia; Rodentia; Cricetidae
Product: lactoylglutathione lyase-like
Exons: 1
Coding region: 59-613 (184 amino acids)
Molecular function (GO): lactoylglutathione lyase activity; metal ion binding
Source: RefSeq, a predicted model, not a curated record